AUGCCUCGCCGCGUGCCCAAGUCCGAGCUGCCGAACGGGAAGCCGCUGCCGGAGGAGCGAGGGGACGGGGGCGUGGAGGAGUUCCUGCGCCAGGAGGAGGAGUACCGCAAGCAGUUCGAGCCCGUGGCGCCGUGGAAGCGCGACAACAUCCCGGACUACGGCCCGCUGCAGGACAAGCACCACGUGCUCAUCUUCGGCGUCGUGGGCGUGGCCUGCACCGUGCUCUACGAGGCCACGGACUACUUCGACCAGAUCCACCGGUGGGUGGCCUACGUCGCCAUUUGGUUCCCGCUCUGGUUCCGCCUGCUGAGCCGCGUGUCGCCCGCGCUCACGGACGAGGAGAUGGACGCGCGCGAGCGGCGCGCCUUCGAGCAGGAGCUGCAGCGGAUCGUGGACGAGAAGGAGCAGGUCGACGACUGA
Molecule: messenger RNA, 420 nt
Organism: Phytophthora sojae
Lineage: Eukaryota; Oomycota; Peronosporomycetes; Peronosporales; Peronosporaceae
Exons: 1
Coding region: 1-420 (139 amino acids)
Source: RefSeq, a predicted model, not a curated record